UGACCGCGGUUGUCUCCCGCCGGAGCCUCGCUGCCGAGCGCUUAGGCACCACCGCCUCCUGCAGUGUGCAGCGCCGAGGCGGUGAUCGCUCAGCAGCGGGAAGGAGGGCUCAAGCUGGAGACGUUCGCCGGCAACAACCCCUUUCUCCUCCAUGUCGUGGUUCAUGUACUUCAGGGAGUAAUAGGUAGGCUAGGGGAACUCAUUAAUGUUAGAAAACCUCAGAAAGUGACAUUUUCAUGCCAUGGGAUCUUUAAUAUAUAUAUAUAUAUAUACACACACAAUGUAGAUGGACUCCUACCUUGAAGAGCUGAUGAGAGGAGAACAAGGCAAUGGCACACAGAACGAUGUUUGAACAGACAGACCACGCAUCUACAGAGGUGGCCAUUGAGGAUAACAGCAGGGAUGAGUACUAGUAGGCUACUAAUAACAGCAUGGACGGAAGAACUAACGUUAGCAUACCAAUUCAAACUGUUUGAGGUUUAUUCAGUUGUUGCAAACCAUACACUUGUGUAUGUACUAACUUAGAUUUGGAAUAUUUCCUCUUAUGCCAGAAUUUGAGUAAUGUGGUGAACUUCAGCCUGCAGACCUGCGGUUUGUUGUGAUCUGGAGAGCACAGUGCGCACGCUCACUGAGUACAGUGCGCAUGCUCGGGAGUUCAAACAGCAUGGCGGCGGACUGCUUGACAACAAUAACAGAGCAAUGGAUACGACAUAAACUAUACUUAAAACAUCCUUAUCUGGGGGACGUCAGAUCACUGAGGCUUCCAGGAACAUACGAAGAAAAGAUCCGACAUCUGGGGGAUGCAUUGACCAACUUUAUCCGUCUGAAGAGCCUCGACCUCUCCUACAACGCUCUUGUGUCAGUGGAGGGGUUGCAACACUUGAAGAUGCUAGAAAGGCUGAAUCUCUACUACAACCGCAUACCCACCAAGGAGGAGGUCCAAGUCCUCUGUAAGCUGCCAGCAUUAAAGGAGUUGGACCUCAGACUCAACCCUUUGACCAGGAGGGAUCCAAAUUAUCGCCUUUCUCUGAUCCAUGCCAUGUCCAGCUUGCGGAAACUGGACGAUUGUCCAGUCAGAGAUACUGAGCGUAAAGUGGCCAUCAUGCAGUUCCCUUCUGGCUGUGGGCCUCCACAGGGCCCACACUGUCCAGAUGAGUGUCCUCAUCUGGACACUGAGCAGAGAAGCAGAAACCAAAGAGUGUCGUCUGUUGAACGCUUAACAAAGAGGCUUUUUGAUGUCCCUGAAGAUAUUGUGAUGAACUUUGUUGCGAAGAGUAAUGUUGGUCAAAGUAACACACAAUCUCCGUCUUGCUCUUCCCACGAGAAUUUGGAGUCUCUUCCUUAUCUAAAACAAGAAACUGAGGAAGGAAGAGUAAUAAACAUUUCUGACUCUAUUAAGACAUCCCCUCAGGAAAUGGGUAAAUCCAUCCUGAGAUUCAACAAGACCAAAUUUGUAACAGAAAAACCGAGGGUGUCGUUUGGCCCCAUCGUAGAGAAGAUGUGCAGAUCUCUCACUGGAAGAGCAAAGCACAAGGAGAACACCAGACAAAUGAGACUCCAAGCCAAAGGCCAUUUCACCCCGAACCCCAGCCAGAAGCCUCAGCGCUGUAGUUCUCCAUUACACAACCUUCAGCCUCCUAGCCCGCCGAGGUCAGGAUUCCAUCUCUCUGACCAAUCAAACCCCAUCCUGCACCCGGCAAGAAGAUCCUACUGUGGCCUCAACAGAACAGCAGGGGGCGCCGCUGCCUCUCCACAGAAAGCUAACCAGCACAAAAGAGGUAGCUACAGGAAGCCACUGGAAAUGCUUCUUAACCUUGUGGACAAGCACUGGGCGGGGGAGAGGUCGCUUCAUCAAAACAGCAACUUCCUGUCACAGGCAGUCCAGAUCCUCUCCAUGAUGGAGGAUGACCUCUCGGUCCAGGAAGCAGAGGUCACGACCUUGAGGUGGGAUGUGGCCACACUGCGCCAUGGGGCGGAGUUACGAGAGGAAGAGCAUCGGCUGGAAGUCCUGGGGCUUUCGUCUCAAGUGGAGGAGACUCAGGGGGCCGUGGCCGGGCUCCAGGAGCAGCUGAGGCUGGUUCUGGAGGAGAACGUGGGCUUACAGAAGCAGCUGAUCAGACUGGAGCAGCAGUACCUCAAGUCUCUGAUGAAGAUUUCACCAAUCGAUCAGAUAAAAGAGGCUCAGACGGAAGUGGAGGAGCUGAGGAGGGAGAUCGAGGGGCUGAGGGAGAAGGUCCGAGAGACGGAGCGAGUCAACGAGUUGACCAACAUGCUGCAGGAGAGCCACAGGUCGCUGGUGGUCACCAACCAGAGGUUACUGGGGGAACUGAACAGCAGUUUGCAACAUGGAUGAUGUGAUGGACGAAUCAAAAUGUCUGGCAGUAGUGAGGACUAGUUAGAAAGGAAAACAAGACAACGUGAUUAUUGAAUGUAUGAUAGAUCCAUGUGGAUCCAUAUUGAAGCGUUCAUGAUAUUUAAUAUUGCUGUAUAGUAUUAAUUUACACCAAUAACUGUUAUCUUUAAUAAAGUUCACAAUGUAA
Gadus macrocephalus (Pacific cod) is the source of this 2540-nucleotide messenger RNA. It is a transcript of the gene cep72, whose product is annotated as centrosomal protein 72. Gene Ontology annotation, molecular function: protein binding. The record is from RefSeq and is a predicted model, not a curated record. NCBI's taxonomy places the organism in Eukaryota, Metazoa, Chordata, Actinopteri, Gadiformes, Gadidae. Bases 644 to 2353 code for a protein of 569 amino acids. The transcript is spliced from 14 exons.